This is a messenger RNA of Aureobasidium subglaciale EXF-2481, 2061 nucleotides long. RefSeq lists its product as uncharacterized. Gene Ontology annotation, molecular function: zinc ion binding; DNA-binding transcription factor activity, RNA polymerase II-specific. The record is from RefSeq and is a predicted model, not a curated record. The coding region runs from base 136 to 1689 and encodes 517 amino acids. NCBI's taxonomy places the organism in Eukaryota, Fungi, Ascomycota, Dothideomycetes, Dothideales, Saccotheciaceae. Gene Ontology annotation, biological process: regulation of DNA-templated transcription. The transcript has 3 exons.
UUGAUACGAGAGACCGAUCUAGCCGCCCAUAGUGCCGGGUCGAUCGCGCGAGAGGGGCGUCAGAAGAGAAAGAGGCACAGGAAAGGAUCUCUGCAAACAUUUCUCUCUUUCUUCCUCUGGCAUGGACUUUUUGUGAUGGCACCACGGUCGACCGGCUGUGCCAUCUGUCGGAAACGGAAGAUCAGAUGCGACGAGGGACGCCCAGGAUGUAAGAAGUGCCAAAUCCACAACACACCCUGUCCAGGAUACCGGGGUAUCAAAGCCGAUGGACUGGAAUGGCGCGACGAAACCCAGUCAGUAACGAAGCGAGUUGAGAGAGGAUGGAGAAGUGGAAGUGGGAGUGGUUCUUCUGGGAACAGCAGUCCUGAACACAGCAGCGAUUCUGACAGCGGCGCUAUACCCACCGAGAGAGUCAGGGCACUAAGUCUGGUUGAGAAGCCUGUUUCGACGGAAUAUACGAUUAUUCCUCAGGCUAUUUUCAGUGCUGCUACGAAUCGCUCGCAGAUGUUUGAUGUCAGCAUGAGAUUGUACCGACCUACGACACUGGAUGAACAGCCGUUACGUGCCCACAUUUCCGACUUCUCAUGUCUGCAAAAAACAAUCACUUCAAAAUCAUCACCAGCAUUGCUUGCUGCUGUGGAUACGAUCAGUUUACUUCAACUUGGUGUUUCAUAUCAGGACAAGGCCUUUUUCGAGCACGCUAGACGCAGAUAUGGACAGGCUUUGACGGCAUUAGUUGUUGCUCUGAACAAACCAGACGUUCUCGGCAAUAAUGAUGUUCUGGGUGCUAUGAAAUUGCUAGAAUUUUGCGAGCUCUUCCGUCCCGUAGCACAGCAGGGAAGCUGGAUCAGCCAUGUAAACGGAGUAGAGAACUUCUUGAUCCAGCGGGGACCAGUCCCACUUGUGACAGAACUCGAUAAUAUGCUAUUUUUCCACGCUAGACAUUCUUCCAUUCUCCAAGGCGUUCUUAAGCGCAAAGCCAUCGUUUUUGCACAGCCCAAAUGGCUGGCCAUGACCAAAGAAACACCAUACACAGAUUCAUCCCCUCGUCUAUUCGAUGUCUUGGUACACAUACCAGGUUUGUUCGAACGUGCUGACAAUCUUAUCGCAAGCGGCGAGUCCACUUACCUGAACGGAAUCAUUGCGGAUCUGGUCACAGCCGUCGAGCAACUCCAAGAAUGGGAAGACGAAUACCAUGCUGAACUCAAAGAGCCAGCCUUCUUCAAUGUCGAUGUCUCCAAGUUCAAGAGGUUUACUCGACUAUGUCAGAACAAGACUUUUCCAUUGGCGAUUGACUUCCCCGACUUUCUCACCGGAUACCUACAAUCGAUAUACUGGCUCUACCUCUUUACAAUUCUACGUUCAUUGCAAGAUAUUCUGAUGAAGUAUCGCAAUGCCAAGUGUUCUUUGCCGAUGGAUGAGAUCAACAAGCGGAUUUUACAAGUCGCAAUCUUCAUGGCCCAGAUGAUGCCAUAUUUCUGCGAGCCGGAUGCAUCCUCUAUGGGUCGCUUUGCAACCUUCAUGCCUCUUGUGUUUAUCUUGAAGUACUUCGAGGCGCGUGGGAUGAAAGCGCAGAAGGACUGGUGUCAAGAGAUUACUGAUGCGAUGUUUAAUGAUGGUAUAAAUCCUCCUUGGAGAUUGGACGUGGAAAAGGGGCUAGCACCAGGCUCAAAGAAGCAGAUUACAUAGCACUACAAGACAAACAUGACCUAGCACCUCCAUACAUUUAGUUCUGAGCAUACGGGCGAGGUUGGUGUCAAUUGGGUAAGAAUGUCAAGUUUAACCUUGAACGAGGAAAUUGAAGCCUGGUCGCACACCGUCGCGUAGACUCUCGACAAGAAGCAAAUACUAGUGUUGUGUGUAAUAGAGACCAAAGACAAUCAGAAUAGACACCAAGGUAUGCAACAUCAUAUAUUAAUUAUUCAAAAUUGCUGCUUAACAAGAUUUAUCCUGAAGCGAGAGACAUUCCGUCAAACUCAUCACUCAACACAAAAAUCUCUUCCCCCCCCCUCUCUCUCUACCACGUGGAUGGACCGAAGGUAGCGCCCUCAGGCAAGACCU